GACUCACACCAGGGUAUCUUUCUUUCCACUACGUUCUCUCAGCAAAACUCAUUCGAACUGCAGUCUCUAUGCUACUGUUUCCGAUAUCCGAUAUUAAAGUAGUCGUUUGUGGAAUGGCUACAAUUGCGGCCUCUGUAGGAUAUGCCUGCACUCGGAGGUUUUCAGUUCAGACGCCGAUUAUGGAUCGCGACAGCGUACCUGACUCGGGGCAAGUUGAGAAGUCAGUCGAAGAAACCCCGACGGAUGCGAAUAGCGAUGAUUCCGCUCGGCGAACCUCUUUGAAGCGUAAACAAAUGCAUGAUCACGAUGAGAACAACAAUGACCUCGAAUAUCCGCAUAACCUAUCAGCUAUUUACCCCAAUAAGCGGAACAGGACUCCGCCUAUUUCUGAUGCGGAUGACGAGCCGGGUCAGGGGGUGUCUGUGGAUCCUGAUAACCAACAUCUUGGUAUGGCAUCUACCGCUGUCGAUACCUUGAACAAGGAUACGGCCCCGGAAGCAUCCGACAACCCGAAAGAAUCUCCUCGCAUCGAAGAAGCAACGACUACUGAGACUAGCCCUGGGCCUACAGAGGUUCUCACCACUGACAAGGCUCCCCUUGAUGUUGUUGAGGAUACCCCGACUGUCGCAUUAAAGACUGAAGCUACGAAGCCAGUCCUCCCGCAGCCUAAGCCCAAGCCUAGGUGCAGCCCUAUCAAAUCCUCAGGCGGAUUCGCAUCGUAUUCCGGGACGGCCUCGCCUUUCAAGACUAUCAAAGCAGGUUCUAGUACGACGACGCCAGUAUGGUCUCAUAAAAAUGUCAGUUCGACGACAGAUCGCGUAACGAUCGACCGGCCUUUGGCCGCCCCUACUGAGGCACCUCGAGAGUCGACCGUACCUCAUCUCACCGGAGAAGAAGAUGAAGAAGUAGCGACCGAUAUUAAGGGCGUGAGGCUAUACAUCAAGCGAGGGGAGAGAGAUUUUACUUCUGGCAUGCUGGGUCAUGUCAAGUUGCUCUCGAAUAAGACAUCCCAAAACCAGAGACUGCUCCUGCGCCGCGACCCAUUGUGGCAGGUAACGAUGAAUGUCCGCCUCACCCCCGCCGUCAAAUGUAUCUUCGAUGAAGAAGACCUUUCCCUUCGUGUUAUCCUGGCUGAAGCCAUUGAACGAGAAGACGUUCCAGUAGAGCAAUGGACUCGCGAGGUCGUCGUUUAUGCGCUCAAGCCAGGAAGGUCUUGUUCGAAACAAGACUUCCGAGAAUUUGCCGUCUCGCUGCUGGCCAGCACUAGUUUGAAAAGAUAGAUCCUCGAUUAUUGUAUGCGGAUGCUUUCGGCCGCAGUCCUAUUCAUAAUGACGACCUCGAUUUUUUUACGACUCUCGCGUGGCUUUGAGCUUCUCUCGCGUUCUGUUUAAUCCUCCGUGCUUGACGCACAUGGCUGACGACGUUCUUGAUGUUCUCGCGCAGCUCGAUAAUGGGCUGAUUCUCAGGCACCUCCUUAUCAACUAUAGUUUUCUCACGCGAGUCGCUUUCGCGCCCCGCCGCGCUGCGUCCAUAGAAAC
Desarmillaria tabescens is the source of this 1538-nucleotide messenger RNA. RefSeq lists its product as uncharacterized. Lineage: Eukaryota; Fungi; Basidiomycota; Agaricomycetes; Agaricales; Physalacriaceae. The record is from RefSeq and is a predicted model, not a curated record. The coding region runs from base 69 to 1280 and encodes 403 amino acids. The transcript is spliced from 9 exons. Gene Ontology annotation, biological process: intracellular transport.